Molecule: messenger RNA, 1320 nt
Organism: Cydia pomonella (codling moth)
Lineage: Eukaryota; Metazoa; Arthropoda; Insecta; Lepidoptera; Tortricidae
Exons: 2
Coding region: 189-1073 (294 amino acids)
Molecular function (GO): zinc ion binding; nucleic acid binding
Source: RefSeq, a predicted model, not a curated record
GGUUUAAGAUAUCGGGUAGAUGAGAUUUUCACGUCAGCCGGUUGCAGCCGGCAACAGUACUGUCAGUCGGAAUAUAGAUAUACGAUAAACGGCCGUGUCUCAUUUCUCGGCACCCUUUUCCCUCCAAAAUAACAGUGGCGACGAUUUAACGGAUUUUACGCGUGUGUUGGUUUUAUUCGGUGUUAAUCAUGGCUAAAAUGUCAGUUGGAUUUUUGAGUGUGUUCAAUCACGAAGAACAGGAGUGGUUAUUAUAUAAGGGCCGCCUUGAACAAUGGUUUAUAGCAAAUGACAUAAGCGAGGACACGGACAAAUCGGGCGCAAAACGUCGGGCUAUUUUAUUAAGUAGUUUAGCAGAGCCGACGUACCGACUCGUAAAAAAUCUCGCGCUCCCUGCCGAGGUGGGAUCGCUCGAGUUAGCAAAGUUAACGGGCCUUCUCGACGGCCAUUUUAAAACUGGAAAGUGCGGGUUCGCGGAACGUUUUAAAUUUUACGCGGCCGUGCAAUCUUCGAGCGAGUCGUUAGCGGAUUGGGCGGCGCGAGUUCGUGGUUUAUCAUUGCAUUGCAACUUCGUGGCGGCAAGUUUAGAGGAGUCGCUGCGAGAUCGGUUCGUGCUGGGCAUGGCUGGAGGCCCAGAGCGGGACCGGUUAUUCAGAGAACCUCUGGAGGAGCUCACACUAGCGAAGGCACUGCAGUUAGCGGAGAGCAUCCGCUGCGCAAGAGAAGGUGCGCAGCAGACGAUGGUGCGCGACGCAGCGGAUGUGCACAAGGUGUCGGCGCGGGCGGCCGGCCCGCCGCAGCACGCCACCACGACCGCGACUAGGCAGAACGGGGUUCCGCAGGCGAGCACCUCGCGGGAUCAAAAGGGUUCUGUACAGUGUUCAGUGUGCGGAUACUUUAACCACGAGGGAAAGAAGUGUAGAUUUAGAAAUGCGUCGUGCAAAUUAUGUGGUGUCAAGGGGCAUUUAAUGCGCGUUUGUACCGCGAAGAAUGUGCCAUCUAAUCACCAUUUCCUACAAUGUUGCACGGAUGAAGCCGAUGAUGUGUUCGCAGAUGCAACAGUACCGUGGCAGUAGGAACAUUAUUUUUAAGCCGAAUGACGUAGUUAUAGUGAAAGUGUACAAGGGACAAAGAGCGUUUUGGUCUAAAGCAUUGGUGAAAAAACAAUUAGGGAGAUCGACGUAUUUGGUUCAAUGUGAACAAUCAGACCGCUUAAUAAAACGACAUAAAAAUCAAAUAUACAUGUAUAGGGGGGAAGAAGAUGCCAUGGGGCAAACUGAACCGGAAAACCAAGAUGUUGGCCGACCGGGGCAAAAACCCUUG